This is a messenger RNA of Diaporthe amygdali, 549 nucleotides long. Its product is annotated as cell division control protein. Gene Ontology annotation, molecular function: calcium ion binding; microtubule binding. NCBI's taxonomy places the organism in Eukaryota, Fungi, Ascomycota, Sordariomycetes, Diaporthales, Diaporthaceae. The record is from RefSeq and is a predicted model, not a curated record. Gene Ontology annotation, cellular component: mitotic spindle pole body; half bridge of spindle pole body. Bases 1 to 549 code for a protein of 182 amino acids. The transcript is spliced from 2 exons. Gene Ontology annotation, biological process: spindle pole body duplication.
AUGAUGUCAAGAAGUAUCAACAACCUCCCAGCACACGGUGCACCAUCCAGAGACGACUUCGCCAAGCUAGAUGAGCGACAAAGAGACCAGAUAAACGAUGUCUUCUCCGUAUUCGACGUAAACAAAGACGGCCGCCUCGACUAUCAUGAGCUGCGGUUCUGCCUGCGCGCGCUGGGCUUCGAGCUGCCCAAGUCGGAGACGUACCCGUACCUGGUCAAGUACGGCAUCCAGCCGAUCGACUGGGACCCGAAGCGCGAGUGCACGCCGGUGUGGCGCGAGUUCACGAUGCCCAUCUGGCAGGGGAUCGCGGGCACGCUCAUGUACAACCGCGACCCGGUCGAGGAGUGCCACCGCGCCUUCAAGCUGUUCGACGUCGACGGCAAGGGCAUCAUCACGCUCGACGACCUGCGGCGCACCAUGCGCGAGAUCGGCCAGAGCAUGGAGGAGCAGGAGCUGCAGUCGAUGAUUAAGGAGUUCGACUCGGAGGGCAAGGGCGGCGUCAACGUCGACGAGUUCACCAAGAUUAUGAUGACCAGGAAGCAGAAGUAG